Molecule: messenger RNA, 913 nt
Organism: Equus quagga
Lineage: Eukaryota; Metazoa; Chordata; Mammalia; Perissodactyla; Equidae
Product: integrin alpha-7-like
Exons: 6
Coding region: 1-807 (268 amino acids)
Biological process (GO): cell-matrix adhesion; integrin-mediated signaling pathway; cell-cell adhesion
Cellular component (GO): external side of plasma membrane; integrin complex
Molecular function (GO): integrin binding
Source: RefSeq, a predicted model, not a curated record
AUGCUCAAAAAGAAGGCGAGGGAAGAAGCAGUUCCUCCUCUUCUGCUGGACAACUUUGUGGCUGGAAAUGAGGCUCAGAACUGUGGCGGCCGCUUGGAACCACAGGAGGAACAAGCCCAAGGAAAAGCCAGAAAUGCAGAAAGAACCUGGUUUCGUCUUCAUUUCUGCAUUGGUUUGUUUUAUCUUUUUUCUUCUAUUUUACUCCUGAGACAUGUCAGUUUCUGUUCUGCCUACUCCCGUUGUCUGCCAUCUCUCCCCAGAAUUCUGGUGCUGGAGGGCGAGGCUGUGGGCAUAAAGAGCUUCGGAUACUCUCUGUCGGGCGGCCUGGACGUGGAUGGGAACCAUUACCCCGACCUGCUGGUGGGCUCCCUGGCCGACACGGCCGUGCUCUUUAGGGCCAGACCUGUCCUCCAUGUCUCCCACGAGGUCUUCAUUGCUCCACGAACCAUCGACCUAGAACAGCCCAGCUGUGCUGGUGGCCACUCAGUCUGUGUGGACCUCAGAGUCUGUUUCAGCUACAUUGCAGCACCCAGCAGCUACAGCCCUAUUGUGGAACACAACUGGCUUCAGGAAGAUUCUACUGGCAGCCUUCCUUUCCCAGUCGCAGCCUCCAGAGGUUCCCUCCCUGCCUUCCCAAGGGCCCCCUUCUCUCUUGGAAGGCGCUACUCUCUGAGAUCCGGCACCUCUGGACUUCCUUGGGCACGUUCCUCCUCCUUCGUCACCUUCUCAGGUCUGAGUCCUGUCCCAAGGAGCUCUUGCUCAGAGGGUCCUCUCCUACUGGGAGUGAGUGUUGCUGGCAGUAUCUGAGACCCCCACUGCUGGCCACCCUUCAUCGCCUGCUCUUCUGUACUUCCUGGCCUUCCCACAAUGGUUCUGCUGGUCUCACCUGCUGCUGCUGCUUCUUUUUUUUUUU